Messenger RNA from Parnassius mnemosyne (clouded apollo), 1113 nucleotides. The record is from the annotation of a GenBank genome assembly. NCBI's taxonomy places the organism in Eukaryota, Metazoa, Arthropoda, Insecta, Lepidoptera, Papilionidae.
AUGAGUACGGAGUAUCUUUCAAAGGAUAUUUUAGAAGAAGAGUUUUUGAAAAUUUCCGCUUCGUAUCGUUACUUACAAAAAUUCUUAGGAUCUUGCCGAGUUGAUGCUCGCGAUAGAUUUGUCACCGCGCCAACAAAGUAUCAGAAAGCGUAUACCGUCAUGUGUAUUGUAAUCGCUACCUUUUUAUUUAUAAAUUUAAACUUAAUAUUAUAUAAUGAAAUGUCUGGAAAAAAAUUUAAUAUUUACCGCAUUAUAUUUUGCGCUCUGUCAUUGAAUUUCGUCACUUAUUUACUUAAUAUCAUACAUGUUAGAUUUUUUAAUGGCGAAGAUAACGCUAAAUUCUUUUGCCAGUUGCAAAGAAUAGAUCGUAUGUUAAAUAUUGAAAAUAAUAAAAUAAUAAAUAGUUUUGCAAUUAUAAUGAACAUUGCUUCGAUAUCAUUCUUAAUGUUAGCGUAUCUAAUAAUCUGUGGUGCUUCAUGGUACCAAGAAAUAAUAGUUUCUAUGGGGUUGCUCGGAGUUCUAUACAGUCAAACCACGUUUACAAUAGAAAUCAGUUUCUGUGCAAAUACCAUAAUAAUAUUUUAUGUUCGGCUACGUUUUUUAAACUCAGUCAUUCGUAACUAUUUGCAUAAAAAUAUUAAAUACGCAAAGAUGGGAUUGAUCAAUUAUCCUUCUGAGGAGCGAAUGUGUUACUUAGCGAGCAAAAUACAUAACUUCGCUUCAUGCGAUACGGAUAUUUAUUUAAAAGAAAUAUUUGAUGCCUUCUCUAAGUUUCAAUACCUUUAUAGAUUUCAGGAAAUGAAUUUAUUCAUCAGUGUUCAAAUUCCAAUCGUAACGAUUAUCGAUAUACUUUUAUCGAUGUUUCUCUGCAUACGUUGUCAGCUGUUCCUCAACGAAGUAAAAACUACAAAAAAAUUAUCAACAAGCGUUAUGGCACUACAUAUUACUGGACCGUUAAGAGAGAAAGCUAAAAGAAUGUGGAAAAUUAUAGAUAAGACGCCGCCAAAGUUCUCUGUUUACGACAUGUGGCAUAUGGAUGCGUUCCUUCUGCUAAAAAUUGUUCACCUUCUAUCCACCCUAAUUAUAACUAUGUUGCAAUUCACUUUGUUAUAA